Mastomys coucha (southern multimammate mouse) is the source of this 1437-nucleotide messenger RNA. It is a transcript of the gene Rbm34, whose product is annotated as RNA binding motif protein 34. Gene Ontology annotation, molecular function: RNA binding. The record is from RefSeq and is a predicted model, not a curated record. Bases 43 to 1335 code for a protein of 430 amino acids. The transcript has 11 exons. NCBI's taxonomy places the organism in Eukaryota, Metazoa, Chordata, Mammalia, Rodentia, Muridae.
GUGAGGACUCAGGACUUCCGUCCCGGAAGCUCAGUUUUAAGCAUGGCUUUGGGAGGGGAGGGACGCAAGCGAAAGAAGGGCCAGAAGCGGAGGCAAAGCCCUGAAGACGGCGUGGGGAGUGCGGCCACCGACUAUCUGGUGGGACAGGUCGCCGACAGCUUGCGAGGCGGCCGGCGUCCUCCUGGCGGCGGGACGGGGCGGCUGGCCGCUCUCUUCAGCACCGCGGAGCCAUCGGCUCCCCCUGUUUUUGUGCCUGUGCCCCAGGAAACAUCUAAGAAAAGAAAACUUGAUGAUGAAGACCAAAGCGUGCCCCAUAUUAAAAAGCCAGUUUUGCAAGAGCCUUCGAGAAAAGUGAAAGUGAAGAAACUCUCUGAUGCAGACAAGAGGCUGGCAAACAGGGAAAGUGCUCUAGCAAGUGCUGAUUUAGAAGAAGAGCUUCAUCAGGACCAAGGACAGAGAAGGAGAAGGUCUCAGUCUCGGGGUAAAGUGACAGAUGGAGAAGCGCUGGAUGUUGCCCUCUGCCUCCAUGAGGAUGGGGGCCAAAGAACAAAAAUCCCACGCAACCCCGAGGAGGAGCGGUUAAAAAAUGAGAGGACUGUGUUUGUUGGCAAUUUGCCUGUCACGUGUAAUAAGAAGAAGCUGAAGUCAUUUUUUAAAGAGUAUGGACAAGUAGAAUCCGUACGAUUUCGUUCUGUGAUGCCAGCAGAGGGGACACUAUCCAAGAAGUUGGCUGCAAUAAAACGUAAAUUUCAUCCUGACCAGAAAAGCAUCAAUGCAUAUGUAGUGUUUAAGGACGAGAGCGCUGCUGCAAAAGCCCUCCAAAGAAAUGGGGCCCAGAUUGCAGAAGGAUUUAGUAUUCGAGUUGAUCUGGCAUCUGAAACCGCCUCUAGAGACAAGAGAUCAGUAUUUGUGGGAAAUCUUCCUUACAAAAUUGAAGAGUCUGCUUUGGAGGAACACUUUCUGGACUGUGGGAGCAUUGUGGCAGUGAGGAUCGUGAGAAACCCACUUACAGGAGUUGGCAGAGGGUUUGGCUAUGUGCUCUUUGAGAACACAGAUGCUGUUCAUCUUGCUUUGAAGUUAAAUAAUUCUGAGCUAAUGGGAAGAAAACUGAGAGUCAUGCGUUCUGUUAAUAAAGAAAAACUACAACAACAGAAUUCAAAUCCAAGCUUGAAGAAGGAUGUCAUUAAACCUAAGCAAAGACUUAAUUUUACUUCCAAAGAAGGAAAAUUCCAUUCCAAGAAUGCAUUUAUUGGAGAAAAGGCAGUUCUCAUGAAAAAGAAGAAGAAAGGACAAAAGAAAAAACUACAAACGAAGAAACCAAGAAAACAGCCAUAAUAACUGAUGUUGCUCCCUUCCUUCCUUUUUGUGGUGAAACCUUGCAAUGAGGGUCUGGGUUUUUUAUGGAUUAUGUGGAAAAUGUGGAGGCUUCCAUAGUGA